AGAAGUCGGCGGAGUGGUUUCGCAGACGGACUACAGAAGACAGCAGCUAGCUUCUGUUAUUGAUAACCUUUUGGUUAACUUCUGGUCUGUUUUGACUGAAUACUGAUUUGAUUCAAAAGGCAAGCGGUUUCGAAAGCAAGAUGGGUGUGCCGAAAUUUUACCGAUGGAUUUCCGAGCGUUAUCCUUGUCUCAGUGAAGUUGUCAAGGAACAUCAGAUCCCAGAAUUUGACAAUUUUUAUCUGGACAUGAAUGGAAUCAUUCACCAGUGUUCUCACCCAAAUGAUGAAGAUGUCCAUUUUCGCAUCUCUGAGGAAAAGAUUUUCGCUGACAUCUUCCAUUACCUUGAGGUGCUCUUCAGGAUCAUCAAACCACGGAAGGUCUUCUUCAUGGCUGUGGAUGGUGUUGCCCCAAGGGCAAAAAUGAACCAGCAGAGAGGACGGAGAUUUAGAUCUGCCAAAGAAGCAGAGGAAAAAAUUAAAAAAGCGCUGGAUAAAGGAGAAGUUCUUCCCACAGAGGCUCGCUUCGACUCGAACUGUAUUACUCCAGGUACUGAAUUCAUGGUGAAACUUCAAGACCAACUCACGUAUUUUGUCCACAACAAAAUCUCCACUGAUAAACUGUGGCAGGAUGUCAAAGUCUAUCUGUCUGGGCAUGAGACACCAGGGGAAGGAGAACAUAAGAUCAUGGAGUUUAUUCGUGCUGAGAGUGCUAAGCCUAAUCACGAUCCUAACAUUCGACAUUGCCUGUAUGGCCUGGAUGCUGAUUUGAUCAUGUUGGGUUUGACGAGCCAUGAGCCACAUUUCUCCCUGCUCCGAGAAGAGGUCCGGUUUGAAGGAAAGAAAUCCCAGAAAAGGAUAAUGGCUCCUGAGGAGACAACUUUCCACUUACUGCACUUGUCUCUGAUGAGAGAGUACAUUGACUAUGAGUUCUCUGAGCUCAAGAAUCAUCUUGGUUCAGAGUAUGAUUUGGAGCAAAUUAUAGAUGACUGGAUUCUGAUGGGCUUCCUGGUAGGAAAUGAUUUUAUCCCUCACCUUCCUCAUCUCCACAUCAACCAUGAUGCACUGCCGUUGUUGUAUAAAACAUACAUCAGUGUACUGCCCACUCUGGAGGGCUAUCUGAAUGAGAAUGGCCAUUUGAACCUAUAUAACUUUGAGAAGUACCUUGAGAAACUGUCUGAGUUUGACCGAGAACAUUUCAAUGAGGUGUUUAUGGACCUGAAGUGGUUUGAGAGUAAAGUUGGAAACAAAUACCUGAAUGAGGACGCUGGAUUGGCAGCAGAGAUGAAAGCUGCCAACAAAGAGAUGGAAGCUAAGAGGCAGGAGUCAGACCACUGUCCGACAAGUCUCGCCUCACCAGAAAAAGUUCUGAGAGAAUAUAAAGACGUGGCAGAAGAUGAUGAGGAAGAUGAUCUUUUUGAAACGGAGUUCCGGCAGUACAAGCGCACCUACUAUAUGACCAAGAUGAGCGUGGAUGUGGUGUCUGAUGAGUUUCUGGCUGAACAGGCCAAGUGUUACGUGGAAGGUAUCCAGUGGAUUCUCCACUACUAUUACCAUGGAGUUCAGUCCUGGAGCUGGUACUACCCAUACCACUAUGCUCCUUUUUUAUCUGACAUCAAGAAUAUAUCUGGGUUAGAGUUGAGCUUUGAACUUGGACGUCCUUUCAUGCCUUUCCAACAGUUGUUGGCAGUUCUGCCUGCUGCCAGCAUGGAGCUGCUGCCUGAGUCGUACAGGCACCUGAUGACAAGCGAAAAUUCACCCAUUAUUGAAUAUUACCCCCUUGACUUUAAAACUGACCUUAAUGGCAAGCAGCAGGAAUGGGAGGCUGUGGUGCUCAUUCCCUUCAUUGAUGAGAGGUAUUUGCUAGCAGCCAUGGAGCCCUGCAAUCAAAAGCUUACGAAAGAAGAGAAGGCCAGGAAUCGUCAUACAGAGUGUGCCCUGUACACAUAUGACCGUGACAUAGACUUCGUAUACAUCUCAACCCUGCCUCAGCUGGGCCCCAACAUCACUCACUGUCAUGCCAGGAAAGAACACAUUCCCAUGGAUGCUUGGCAAGUUCGGGUAGAUCACAUCAGCAAUCGUGUGGAUCAUUCAGUGCUGUACUUUUGUGGCUUCCCAACUCUUCAACACAUCAAGCACAAGUUUUAUAAGAAGAAGAGUGGGGUUGUUGUGUUCCAGCAGAGCAGCAGAGGAGAGAACAUGCUACUGGAGAUCCUUCCCACUCAGGAAGAAGAAAUGAUAUCUGAUGAUGUUGCUGUUCAAGUACUGGGGAAGUCUGUGUUUGUUAACUGGCCACAUCUACAGGAAGCUCGUAUUGUAGCUGUGUCAGAUGAAGACACCAAGUUUUGUGUGGAGGAACCUCCUGGUGUCCAAAGACUGUAUGACAACUCUUCCCCUCCUCCUACCACAGUCAUGCGCCUGUCUGACAAGGAACAAAAGGAAUGGCUGAAAGAUGUCCAGGGAAUCACUGAACAUUAUUUGAAGAGGAAAGGCAUUGUGGUGAAUGAGACAGAAGUCCUUGUUUAUGGUCAGUUGCUGACAGGCCGAAAAUAUGUUCCCAAAGCAAACGGAGAGGUUGUACUGGAGAAACAGUGGUCCAAACAGAUCCUGCCUUUUGCUUACCAGACUGUGGUUAAGGAUAUCAAGGCCUUCUACUCAUUUUUGACCACAUUUAGGAGGUUAGAUGAGCUCUUUCCUCUAGGAACGACUGUUUUCAUGGUGGGGCACCCUUACUAUGGUACCAUGGGUGAGGUGCAAGAUUCUAGUGACGUCAUUGAAGAAGGUAGAGUGCGUGUGGUUUUCUACGUGCCUCGCGAACCACAGUUGGACCUGCUGAUCCAGAACCAGCAUAAAUAUACUGUGAAGUACAAUCCCGGACACGUUUUGGCAUCUCGCCUUGGCAUUUCCAGCUACCUCGUCUCCCGAUUCUCGGGAACCAUCUUUAUUGGCAGAGGCUCCAAGAAGAAUCCUUGUGGGGAGCAAAGGUCCAAUAUUGGUCUGAACCUCAAGUUCAGUAAGAAGAAUGAGGAAGUUCCUGGAUACACCAGAAGAACAGAAAAGGAGUGGCUCUACUCUGCUGCUGUAGAGGAAUCACUUGCUGAAUACCUAGACAGAUUUCCUGAGGUAUUUGAAGCAGUGUCCAGGAAUUGUCAGGAUGAUGUUUUCUAUGAGGAUGACGUCUGGCCUGAAGACGAUCAGAACGGGGCAGAGAAGGUCGCUGAAAUCACUUUGUGGUUAAAAAGCCAGCCAUUCAGCUCCAUCUCCAGGUCAUCGUGUGACCUUCAGGUCCUGGACUCUGCCAUUGUGGAGCAAAUCGAGGAAACAGUGGAAAAGUCUAAGAUUAAGAAGAAUACUAAGAAAGUCCGUGUGACCGUCAAGCCUCAUCUUCUCUUCAGGCCCUUGGAGCAGCAGCAGGGUGUGGUCCCAGACCCCAAUGCAGAAUAUUGUCUGUUUGAUCGUGUCGUCAACGUAAGAGAGAGCUUCACUGUGCCUGUAGGACUCAGAGGAACUGUUAUUGGAAUUAAAGGAGCGGACCGUGAGGCAGAGGUUCUCUAUGAAGUAUUGUUUGAUGAAGAAUUUGCUGGCGGUCUCACAAUCAGAUGUACGUCAUGUCGUGGUUACCGCCUCCCACCCUGUGCUCUAAUUAACCUUUCCCAUGGAUCCAGAGUGGAUCACACCUCCCACAAACUCACUGCGAUUGUUAAACCUCAGCCUGCUGCCGCCACACACUUGAAUUCACACCACCAGCUGGUCAGCCUCAACCACUCACCUCGUUCCCCAUUUAUCCCAACACAGCAUAAUCAUAAACACAAUGUGGUGAAGGUAUCCUCUCCAGCCAACAAAAGCUGUCCGUCUAAGACACAAAUCCAGAAACAACAGUCCAAGAAUAAGGAGGACUACAAUAACUUGUGGCAUACCCUGCAGAAUUCAGGCCCUCCUCAAAAUCUGGCAGCUCACUGGCACAACAGUGCCCCAGUUGGUGCCAUCAGACUGUUGAAGAAAAAUGAAGACCCCAACAUUUUGUCAUCACAAAUUAAAGCCAAUAAGGUUACAACUGAGUUCGAGGAUCUUAUUGCCAGUCUGAAGAUGUCUGAUCCACAGUGUACUCCACCUCCUCCUGCUCUAACGCAGCCACCAACAGACCAGGCAGUUAGUCCAUUGUCUCCACAGUCCUUUGCCAUUAAGGGAACCUUGGCACUUAAAGAGAUUUUGAAGAUUGAAAGUGCUGGAACCGGAAGUACCACUUCUCAGCAGACAGCUACCUCCACCCCCUCCAGCAACCAGCAGCAGAACAGAAGACGAUCAGCCAAGAAACUCGCUGCAAAGAUGGACGCCCCACAGACUGAAAAGGUCCACUCAUCUUUACCUGUGUCGGCUGCCUCCACCAGUCUCUCUAACACCAUGUUGUGCAAUAAGGUGUCGGAGCUGGCAUGUCUAUGUGUGAGGCUUGGCAUGACACCUCCAGAGUUCAGUUUUCUACGCAACGGCCAGGGUCUGGUGGUGUGUCAGGUGAAGCUGUGCAAUGGUUUGAUGGUCCAUGGUCCACAGUGUCAGUCAGAGCAUGAUGCCAAGGAGAAAGCUGCCUUCUUUGCCCUCCAGAGACUGAGCUCAGUGGGUUCAGGCUUCCCCCUCCCGUCUCCUCUGUACCCCACAGUUGGUCAGAUGCAACCGCCACCUUCAGGCGGCAUGAUGCCAGUCUUCCCUCAAUCAGGUGGUGUGCUGUUCCGCCCCCAGGGCUACAGCCCCUCCACUCUGUGGGGAAUGACGCUUCCACAGCACCACCACCAGAACCCACCGUUCUACGGACCACCACCUAACUCCUCUGGUGUUGCCUGGCAACAGGCCGUACCAUUGCAGAACCCUGGCUCGCACCACCAGUUUGUCCCACUACAGGUGACAAAGAAGCGUGCAUCAGCCAACAAGAAGUACCAAGAAACCCGAGAGUUUUACAGCGCCGCUCAAACAGUAUCCAGGAACCAAUCUCAGAAAGAUCAGAAUCAGCCCUGCAGCCAGUCACAAGCUCAGAGCAGUACAACUGAGCAGUUCCACCCACUCACCACCAACAGCGACCCGUCUCUGUCAAGCCCUCUUUUCGCAGAUGUUUCCACAGCGACAGCCCAUCAGAUACCACCUCGACAAAAUGCCCCAGCAACAGGCCACACCCCUGGCUCCACCUCCAAGAGGAAGCACAGGAAGCUGGCUGUCAACUUUGAGGCGGCUAAAGUGUCUGAAUGAGACGUAUGCUUGAGAAGCAUAAUCUGUUUUUACGCUGCUGUUUAGAAGUUCGAUCUAUGACCCACCCACACCCACCCACCUUGUCUUAGCGCUCCAGUAAACCUGAUUGUUGCUCAUCAAAUUUCCAAAGUGUCGAGAGCGAGCUUAGACUUCUCUCUCCUUCAGGGGUUGUUACCUUCUGCAGCAACAAUACCAGGGUGCAUUCUGGGAAUUGGCUGUCACUUCAUGGUAAUUUUUUCCAUCCCUUUGCUUUUUGUUAAAUCUGGUGCAAGUUUUUCUGUACUUGCAUUGUGUUUUUCACACUUACCUGCUUGAGCAGCAAACGCUUUCUGUAGUGAAACGUAUUCAGAAACCAUUAUCUGCCUUUAGUUUUGAGUAAAAACGACCUUUUAAGGGUGGGUUAUUUGUUUUUUGUUUUUUUUGUUUGUUUUUUUUUACUUGGUUGGUGUGCUGUGUAAUUUUUAAUGAAGUGACACUGCUGACAGAUUGAAAUGACUUCAUACUACAUGUGUUUUAUAGAACAUGUAAGAGAACUGGCACCAACGUGAAAAGAUCUUGAGAGAUGUGAAACUGUGAGAAACAUGUCAUACCAUUACAAGAACAAAGUUUUAAUUUUAUGGAAAAUGUUGUCAUGAGAAUGAAGACGUAUUUUGUGAGAAUCUAGCUGUUGUAUUUUUAAAAGGUUGGAAGUGUGUGAUUCUUAAAAUAACAUGGAGGAUCUGAAUAAAAUACACUAUGUUAGGAAAUCAAAUACUUUAAAUAUUUAAUAUUGCUUUAAAGAUUAUACUACCUUUCUCUGAAAAUUUCAAACGUAAUGUGACUUAAAUUUUGCCCCCCCCC
Molecule: messenger RNA, 6071 nt
Organism: Thalassophryne amazonica
Lineage: Eukaryota; Metazoa; Chordata; Actinopteri; Batrachoidiformes; Batrachoididae
Gene: xrn1
Product: 5'-3' exoribonuclease 1
Exons: 40
Coding region: 141-5231 (1696 amino acids)
Biological process (GO): nuclear-transcribed mRNA catabolic process; rRNA catabolic process
Cellular component (GO): nucleus
Molecular function (GO): RNA binding; 5'-3' RNA exonuclease activity
Source: RefSeq, a predicted model, not a curated record